UGUUGGAUGUUUCCAGUCGGUCGUUUUUACAGCAAACACCGAGUUCAUCAUGGCGAGACAUCUUCGCUUCAUUGCGCGAACAGUGAUGGUUCAAGACGGCAACGUCGACGCAGCGUACAAGACUUUAAACAGGGUCCUCACGCAGGAUGGAAUUAUUGAUUCUGUGAAGCGUAAGCGCUACUUUGAGAAGCCCUGCCGGGAGCGACAGCGGAAGACCUUUGAGACCUGUCGGCGGAUCUACCACACGGAGAUGGCGAGGAAAAUCGCCUUCAUCUCCAGGACUAACAGAGACGACCCUUGGCUUGGCUGCUAGACAACUGCAGUGAGAUGAAACGGGACACUGUCGGUAGAUGAGAUGGAGGAAGCAAAGGUCAACACAAUGUCUCUGUUGCAUCUAAAUAAACCUGAGGAAUACUGAAAACAAUGGCACUCAGGAUGCCACACUGUUGAACGUGAAAACAAAGAUUGUGUCUUUUAAAUGUGCUUUUAUUUGCCAUGUUGACACGAGGUGUUGUUUUUCCCUUUGCCUCCACUUUGGAUUCAAACUCCAGAGAAGAUUCUUUGUCCUCAUUCUUGGUUGUCAAACACUUUGUUGAUAUUAUUUUGCUUUUGAAGCACACAAUCUUGUGAAUGGAAAUGCUAAUAAAAAUGUUUAAAAAAAACUUAAUAGAUU
Solea solea (common sole) is the source of this 673-nucleotide messenger RNA. RefSeq names its product mitochondrial ribosomal protein S21 (gene mrps21). The transcript has 2 exons. The coding region runs from base 50 to 313 and encodes 87 amino acids. The record is from RefSeq and is a predicted model, not a curated record. Gene Ontology annotation, molecular function: structural constituent of ribosome. Gene Ontology annotation, biological process: translation. Gene Ontology annotation, cellular component: ribosome. NCBI's taxonomy places the organism in Eukaryota, Metazoa, Chordata, Actinopteri, Pleuronectiformes, Soleidae.